AUGGAGCAUCUGGCGCUGGGCUUGGUGCUGCUGGCUGGGACCCUGGCCACCGGCAGCCCCCUGCACCGGCGAGACCUCAAAUCCGUCAAGGAGAUGGCGCUGGACAUGGUCCCCACCUCCUUCGAUGACCAGUACUGGGGCUGCAGCCGCAUGAUGGAGGAGGAACUGAAGGAGCUCAACCGCACUGAGUUUGCCAACAACAGCGUCUACGCCGAGGCCUGGACCAAAGCCACCACUGAAUGGCGGAACCGACGGGGCCAUUUCGCCCAGGCGCCAGCGCUGCGGCCGGAGCACGCGAUCGCCCUCCUGGCGUACACCCAGCAGGGCCCCCUGUUCCGCGUGUUCAACGCAGCCGUGCGUGAG
Molecule: messenger RNA, 363 nt
Organism: Nipponia nippon (crested ibis)
Lineage: Eukaryota; Metazoa; Chordata; Aves; Pelecaniformes; Threskiornithidae
Source: RefSeq, a predicted model, not a curated record